UCCAACCGCUUCUAUUGUGGAGCUUUCGGGCGUCGUGUUUCUUCAGUAGGCCGGCGGUCAAUGACUGUAUUGUUUCCCGCCGAGGGCCCCCGGCGAUCGGUAGCGGGCUCGAUGGAAGGAGGAAAGGCCAUAGUGUGAGAAUGUGCGAGCGUGUGAAGACCUAGUCGGCUGCCUGGCCCGGUCCGUUACCUCAGCAGCCCCGCUUUCUCUCAGCUCCUGUGUUUCACCUUCCCCGGGACACGACGAGCCAUGGAGCCGACGUUCCCCCCUAGUAUGCUCAUGUUCAGCCACCUUCCGCCGGUCACUACCUUCGCACGGCUGGGCUCAGAACUGUUGCCACCUCCGCCGCCGCCACCGACUCUUCUACCGGCUGCGGCGGACAUGAUCCUGAAGAAAGAACCGGGCUCCCCUCCUCACCCGGCGGACUUCCUGCACAGCCUGACGGGCAUCAAGCAGGAGAAGAUGGGGGAGCACGAGCACUUCCACCAUUACUACGGGCAGAGGCAGGCCGAGAUCAUGGAGGUGACGGUGGGAAGCCCGGGGCUCAUCCCGGACCUGGGCCUCAAUCGAGAGCUUUUAAUAAGAACCGAAAAAAAUGGCUGCGAUCCAAAACAUGAAAGUCCAUCCAUGAAGAAGACCAGGCGUCCAAGCUCAGAAGCUCAGGAAGCAAAAUCCAAGCGCAGGCGGAGUGACUCCUCUAAAUCAUUAGGUGGUGAAGGUGAAGCUGCUAACAUGUCUCCAAAUCAGAAACCUCAUAUAUGUGAACACUGCAGUGCUGCUUUUAGAAGUUCCUAUCAUCUGCGCAGGCAUGUGCUCAUACAUACAGGUGAAAGACCAUUUCAGUGCAGUCAAUGCAAUAUGAGUUUCAUACAGAAGUAUUUGCUCCAGCGGCAUGAAAAAAUACAUAGCGGUGAAAAACCUUUUAACUGUGAUCAGUGCAACAUGAAAUUUAUUCAGAAAUACCACAUGGAGCGACACAAGAGGACACACAGCGGAGAAAAGCCAUACAAAUGUGACACUUGUCAGCAGUUCUUCUCAAGAACAGAUAGGUUGCUGAAGCACAAAAGGACAUGUGGUGAAAACAUGAAUAAAGGGUCAUUGGAGCCUGGAUCAUCAAAUUCUAGUAUGGAUAAUUUAUCUGGCAACUUUGAUUUAUCUCAGGGAAAUUCCAAUUUUUCUGGGCGCAAAAAGAGCAAGUCCAGAAAUGGUUCCUCUCAUAAGGACCAUAAGCAAGGCAACAAAUUGAAUGAGGCACAUUUGGCAGCAGGUCUUGACAUUCAGACUUAUGCAGUGGACGUUCCAAUCGUGUCUUCCAGUAGUGGUUCAUCCAGCACUGGCAUUGAGGACUUGGAUACCAAGGGGCCAAAAUUGAUGUUUAAGAAGGUCAACCGGAAACCAGCAGAGAAGAAUGAUCUCUCUUUGGAAUCUCAGUCCGCUAACAUGGGUAUGCAUAAACUUUCAGAUAAACCCAACAGUCCUCUGGACAUGGUGGGAAAUAGCAAUGUAGACACCAUGAACCUCCUUCAAAGUUCAGGCAACAAAGGGUCUACAAGCAGCAAUUAUGAUGAUGCAAUGCAGUUCCUGAAAAAGAGGAGAUACUUGCAGUCAUCCGGUAGCAACAAUGCCUAUGCUGUGAAUGUUGGGCAUAUGGUGGCGCAACAGUCUGUCAUUCAGUCUGCAGUUUCUAGUGUUAUCGAUGGGGACAACCCACUAACUCUUAUCGAUUCCCAGUCACUGAAUAGUGAAAUCAAGAACUGUCAUGACAAAUCUGUUAUUCCUGAUGAGGUUCUCCAGAGCAUCUUGGAUCACUACACCCAUAAAUCGGUUGGGCAUCCCGACGUCUCCUUUAACAUCGCAGAACACCACAUCGAGCUUCAGACAGCAGGAGACAACAGUGACUUGGGGCAGGAUGACGGUGUCUGCACAGACUCACAUGCUACACCAAACGAUAAGACCAACAUGUUUCAGGAGUAUUCGAAAUACCUUCAGCAAGCGUUGGAAAGAACAAGCCAUACAACUUCAUUCCCACUGGGUCCGGGUUUACAGUUUGUAAGCCUGUCUUCAUCUCUCGCCAAUCAUUCUAUCUUUUCCGACAAACAGAUUUACACUACAUCUCCUCUUGAGUGUGGGUUUAGUCAGUCGGUAACGUCAGUAUUACCGUCCACUUUACCAAAGUCGCACUUUGGCAUGGUGGUGGGCCCCCAAACUGGCUUUUCCUUAUCGCUGGAGACGCAGCAGUUGACUCCUUCGCAAGAGUUGGCUGAUCAGAUGGACUCGCAGAAAACCUUAGACGCGUCCUCCGGUUACCAGAUUUCAUCUCAGGAAUUGAACGGGCAGAAGGAUCACCAAAAGGGCCUGGUGUCCUCUUCAGGCUUCCACCUUCAUCCUCAGGAUUUGGGCAGUCAUUUAGAACAACACAAAGACGUCCGGUCACAAGUCACUUGCCAGAUCGAGAACUUUGCACAAGCAUUUGGUUCUCAGUUCAAAUCUGGUAACAGGGUGCCAAUAGCAUUUAACACUAGCACUGAUGGGGGAGUGGAUCACAGGUUGAGGACUUCAACUCCAGAAUUCUCAGGGUACACAAAUUUGCUGUCUGAAGUAAGUGAAACAGGUAGUACGAGAGUCAAGACGUCAACUAGCCAGAGCUUCAGGUGAGGCUGCGAGUUUGCCAGACAUUCGAGGUCUUUUAAACCAUGGUGUAUUUUUUAUUUUGAUGACACUGCCAUUUAGAAUGUUUCUACACAAUCGUAAUAAGAAUUAUGUAAUCUAUGCCCUGUCAAUGCAAUUUUUUUUUAUUAUUAUUAUUAUUAUUAUUAUGAAAAAGUGUUGUGAUAGUUCAGCUUGUACCUAAACUUUUAAUGAAAGAUUAGCUAGUGGGGGCCAGGGAGGGACGGGGAACAGGGUAGCCAAACAUGAUUUUGGAGUAACUGCUCUGCAGUCUUUAUUUUAUUUUUAUUUUUUUUCCUGAAUUUUCAGAGGGACGGACAAAAUGCCCAUUGUCAGACUUUGGGGGGAAAAAAAUAUAAGAUUACUUACAAAUUAUUGGACUCAGGAAUGGGAUUUUGAGCUGAAGGCACAUAAUAAGUUUAAUAAAGAUCCCCCCUUCCCCCACCUUAAUCAGUGCAACUUAUUUCUCCCGUUCAUCGCAAAGACGUUGUCACCUGUAGCGCAGGUCACACCGGUCGCCUGUAUUCCAGUUUAUAUUUAAAAUUCUUGGCAAUAGCUUUAAAUUAACAGACAAAUUUGCUAUCAAGUUUUUUUUUUUUUUGACAAAUUAUGUAUGUACAGUGUUUAUUUUUUUUUAUUUUUUUUCCUUUUUGAUAUACCUCAUUUUUACUGUUCAUGCAACAUUCAGGAACAUGUAUUUUGCAAUAUCAUUGAAAAUAAUAAAAAGAAACCAUUGUGUUCAAAUUGUUUUAUAGAAGUGUGCAAAAUGUUAUAAAGACGAAUACAGUAAAUGUUGCCUUUUGUAAUAGAUGAGCAAAUGGCAUUGGCUGAGCCGCAACCAAGAGAUGCAAUGUAUGUUAGCAUGACCACUGCUAUUCUGUAAAUGCUGAGCAAGUGGAGUCUAGCUGUCUUUCCAGUACCCAAAGCCCCGGUAAUGAAGCGGAUAUUGCUACGUACCCUAAGAUUACGCUCCUUCUCAUACCACGUCCAUUGAGCUUAUAUGUUGAGGGAUCAUUUUUAGUGCCACGUGAAAAAAAAAGUUGAAUAUUGUUCGUCUGCCCAGAGCUUUUAAAAUGGAUGACAU
Molecule: messenger RNA, 3751 nt
Organism: Bufo gargarizans (Asiatic toad)
Lineage: Eukaryota; Metazoa; Chordata; Amphibia; Anura; Bufonidae
Gene: ZNF281
Product: zinc finger protein 281
Exons: 6
Coding region: 250-2655 (801 amino acids)
Biological process (GO): regulation of transcription by RNA polymerase II
Cellular component (GO): nucleus
Molecular function (GO): RNA polymerase II cis-regulatory region sequence-specific DNA binding; DNA-binding transcription factor activity, RNA polymerase II-specific
Source: RefSeq, a predicted model, not a curated record